CACAUUACUGUGGACGUUUAUCCCGGGAUCCAACGUUUGUUUACAUUAGUUACCGAUCAGAAGGAUUGUUCAAUUCAGUUGAUUUAAGUUUAUAUGAAAAACUGGUAUUUUCAGGAUGAAAAUAACAUUGAUGGAGUUUAAAUUCUGGUUCAAACUUGAAAUAUUUCGUCAUAAAGUCACAGAUUUAUCAAGAAGGAAGUUUAUCAGUGUGGCUGUGAAUUCUGAAGGUAGAGAAAUAUGGACAGUGUAAAUUAGUGUGGCUGUGAAUUCUGAAGGUAGAGAAAUAUGGACAGUGUAAAUUAGUGUGGCUGUGAAUUCUGAAGGUAGAGAAAUAUGGACAGUGUAUAUUAACAUUCUGAUGCUGUGGAUGGACAACUUGAAUCAUCACAGUAACCCUGUGACAUCGUGAGGUAGUUAUUCUCUUGUGUUUUUACAUUACUGAUUGUUUAACAUAAACAUAUACUGGACGGGACAGUAUAACCAGGAUUUCAUUCUUUAAAUACAUCAAACAAAACUCCAAUUUAUUUGAUAAUAAUACAAUGUUGCUGUAACAACUGAAAUCGUAAUUUUUAUCAAAAUGGCAGCAGCUAAAAUACCUAUCCGUACAAAAGGUCAGACAACCUGUGUUCAUCACAAGGGGAAACAACUGGAAUUGUAUUGUGAAAAAUGUCAAGAACUGACAUGUUUAAAAUGCCUUUCCUCUGUUCAUAAAGGCCAUAUUAUGUGUGACCUCAGUGAAAUCACUCCUCAGAAGAAACAAGACAUUAAACACUUUAUUGACAGAACAGAACAAAAUGACCUGGUACAAAUUGGUAAAUACAUCACCUCUACUGAUACACUCCUUAGAGACAAUGACAGUACAUUUGAGAAACUGUCACAUCAGUUGAGGAUACAAACAGACAAAUUAAAAAAAGACCUUGACAUGCUCACAGCUGAGACACUCUCUCUUUAUCAGAAUAUGAAAGAGGACAAUUCAAAGCUCAUACAGAAAUACAAACAGGACCUGGAGAUGUACGACAAACAACUCAAACAACAAAUACAGGAAUGUAAGACAGCACUUCAGCAGGGUUCUGACUUAAACAUUUACGAUACACGAUGUGAAAUAGAUUCUCAAAUACAUUUCCCUGUAAAACCUGUCCUGGGUAAUGUCAGCUUCACUCCAAACAAAAAUCCUCAAGGUCACCUAAAGCUUGCUUUAGGGAAAGUUAUCAUCUCAGGUCAAGGUCAAACAUCAACUGACCAGGAUCGGUCAGUCUCAACAUCAGAUGGUCAGGGACAGUCCUCUACACAACAACAAUCAGGAGAUAAAGGGAAGAAAGCAGUGACAGGGUAUAAACUACUGUCAAAGACCAAGGUGGUGGAGGAGUGGGAGUCUCCAUGUACCAUUAGUUCUAUAUGUCCCACCACUGAUGAUCAGGCCUGGACCAGUGACAACAGUAAAACAUUAACUCUCCUGGACAGGAAGGGUACAGUAAUACAGAAGGUCACACACAAGGCUGAGAUCAAUGACAUUAGUGUGUCACCAACAACACACAGACUGUGGGUCUGUGACAGAGAAAACAACAUCCUGGAGCUGGUAUCAGGACAACUAACACACAGAUUCAGAACCAAGGAGAAUCCCAGGUGUUUAUGUGCUACAGCCAGUAACCAUGUCAUUGUAGGCAUGCCCAAACGCAUCUCUAAAUUUACAACACAAGGUCAGAUGGUGCUCACUACAAUGGCUGUAGGGACUGGGAAACCAUUAGUGUGUACACCAUGGAGGAUCACAGAGUGUCCUGUCACUCACAAUGUCGCAGUGAUUGAUUUCAGUGAUAAAGAUGAUGGUGGUGAUGGAAACAAACAUGUUGUUGUCAUGGAUACUAACUUCAAGGAACUGUUUGUAUACAGAGGUGACAUCCCCAGUACAUAUAAAACAUCACAAACAGGAGGUAAACCAUUUUACCCCUGGAGUGUGGUGUAUGAUAGUGUGGGGAACCUCAUCAUAGGGGACUUUAACAACUACAGGGUCCUACUCCUCAGUGGAGGUGGUGAGUUCCUCAGGAUCAUACACACAGACACAUACCUGACAUGGGCUGUAGGUGUAGACAGGAAGGAUGUCCUGUGGGUAGUGUCUGAUGAUGAAAAUGUGAAACUUCUACAGUACAGCAGUAUGUGAUAACUAUAAUGAAAC
Molecule: messenger RNA, 2170 nt
Organism: Pecten maximus
Lineage: Eukaryota; Metazoa; Mollusca; Bivalvia; Pectinida; Pectinidae
Product: E3 ubiquitin-protein ligase TRIM71-like
Exons: 1
Coding region: 578-2155 (525 amino acids)
Molecular function (GO): zinc ion binding
Source: RefSeq, a predicted model, not a curated record